CCUCUUCUUCUUCUUCUCCUUCUCCUUUGUUUAUUUUUCUUUAUUUUAGCGGAGCCUCUCUCUCUCUCUUUCUCUCCCAAAUCUCGUUUUUCCGUCAUUCUUUUUCGAAAGAAAGCUCAGUUAUAAGAAAAUGCCAGCCGUCGGUAUACCGGCCGGUGGUGCCAGUAAGGCCUACCCGGGGAAACUGACUCCGUUCGUGACCGUGACAUGUAUUGUUGCGGCCAUGGGAGGUCUGAUUUUCGGUUACGAUAUUGGGAUUUCAGGUGGGGUUACGUCGAUGAACCCAUUCUUAAAGAAGUUUUUUCCGUCGGUGUACCGUAAGAAGAUGGCUGAAAAGUUGACCAACCAGUACUGCCAGUACGACAGUCAAACGUUGACCAUGUUCACAUCGUCUUUGUAUCUGGCUGCUCUGCUGUCCUCGCUGGUGGCCUCCACCGUCACCAGAAAAUUUGGUCGGAAACUGUCUAUGCUUUUCGGCGGUCUGCUCUUCUUCGCCGGAGCCAUUCUUAAUGGCUUCGCCCAAAAAGUUUGGAUGUUGAUCGUUGGUCGUAUCUUGCUCGGUUUCGGUAUCGGGUUCGCUAAUCAGUCUGUGCCUCUCUACCUCUCGGAGAUGGCUCCAUACAAAUUCAGAGGUGCAUUAAACAUUGGUUUCCAGCUCUCCAUCACAGUUGGUAUCCUUGUGGCCAAUGUUCUUAACUACUUCUUCGCCAAGAUAGAUGGUGGCUGGGGAUGGAGGCUGAGUCUCGGCGGAGCUUUGGUCCCUGCCCUUAUCAUCACAGUCGGAUCUCUUGUACUCCCUGACACACCAAACUCCAUAAUCGAGCGUGGUCAGCACGAGGAUGCCCGAAUUAAGCUCCAGAGAAUCCGAGGAGUUGACGACGUUGAGGAGGAGUUCGCUGACCUUGUCGCCGCUAGUGAAGCCUCGAAACAGGUUGAACAUCCAUGGAGAAUGCUUCUUCAGAGGAAGUAUAGGCCACACCUCAGCAUGGCUAUCUUAAUCCCAUUCUUCCAACAGCUCACCGGCAUUAACGUCAUCAUGUUCUACGCCCCUGUUUUGUUCAACACAAUCGGAUUUAAAGACGAUGCUUCACUCAUGUCCGCUGUCAUAACUGGGAUUGUUAACGUUGGUGCCACGUUGGUUUCCAUUUAUGGUGUUGAUAAAUGGGGUCGGAGGUUCUUGUUCCUUGAGGGUGGAGCUCAAAUGCUUAUUUGCCAGGCUGUGGUUGCGGCUGCCAUUGGAGCUAAAUUCGGAGUCGAUGGAACCGCAGGAGAGUUGCCCAAGUGGUACGCCAUUGUUGUGGUGGUGUUCAUCUGUACCUACGUGGCUGGUUUCGCUUGGUCAUGGGGUCCACUAGGAUGGUUAGUUCCUUCUGAGAUUUUCCCAUUGGAAAUUCGAUCAGCUGCUCAGAGUAUUAAUGUCUCGGUCAACAUGAUCUUCACUUUCAUUGUGGCUCAAAUCUUCUUAACAAUGCUCUGCCAUUUGAAGUUUGGUCUCUUCAUCUUCUUUGCCUUCUUUGUGGUAAUCAUGUCCAUCUUCGUCUACUUCUUCUUGCCUGAGACUAAAGGUAUUCCGAUUGAAGAGAUGAACCAGAUUUGGAGGAGCCACUGGUACUGGUCUAGGUUCCUCUCCGAUGAAGAUUACCCCAAUGGUGGUAAUGGUGUUCAAAUGGUUAAGAAUGUUUAAUUCCGUUGGAUAAAACCGGUCUUUUUUUUUUAUUAGUUUUUUUUUUCGUAGCAGUACAUACUAUUUAAUUGUUUGGUUGUGAAAAAGGUUAUUAUGAACUUGUCCAAUUACAGUGUAUCCCAAUUAAAGCUUUCUUAUUAUGUAUUACAAAUUGUUCUAAAUUUAAAAGAGGUGAUUGAUGUUAUUAGUGAUCACACUAUAUUAAUUUAAUCAAAUGUAGUCUAA
Humulus lupulus (European hop) is the source of this 1909-nucleotide messenger RNA. Its product is annotated as sugar carrier protein C. Lineage: Eukaryota; Viridiplantae; Streptophyta; Magnoliopsida; Rosales; Cannabaceae. Gene Ontology annotation, molecular function: monosaccharide transmembrane transporter activity. Gene Ontology annotation, biological process: monosaccharide transmembrane transport. The transcript is spliced from 4 exons. Gene Ontology annotation, cellular component: membrane. The record is from RefSeq and is a predicted model, not a curated record. The coding region runs from base 131 to 1684 and encodes 517 amino acids.